AUGACAGAAUACCGGACUGAGUUGAAGAAACUGGGAGAAAAGGUCAUGGAAGCGAUGGACGAAAACUUGGGCUUGCCAUUAGGAUACAUCAAAAAAGCCUUCAAUGGUGAAGGAGACGAUGCCUUUUUCGGCACCAAGGUGAGCCACUACCCGCCCUGCCCACAUCCCGAGAGGCUAAAUGGUCUUCGAGCUCAUACUGAUGCCGGAGGUGUCAUCUUACUCUUUCAAGAUGACGAGGUGAGUGGCCUUCAAAUCCUUAAAGAUGGGCAGUGGAUCGAAGUCCAACCUUUAAGCAACGCCAUUGUCAUAAACAUUGGGGAUCAGAUUGAGGUGUUGAGCAAUGGGCGAUACAAGAGCGUUUGGCACCGAGUUCUGGCUACCCGAGACGGGAACAGGAGAUCAAUUGCUUCAUUCUACAAUCCAUCAAUGAAUGCCACCAUAGCUCCAGCACCAGAAUUUUUGGAAACGGUGAAGAAAGAGACUUAUCCCAAGUUUGUGUUUGGGGACUACAUGUCUGUUUAUGCUGAACAGAAGUUCCUACCCAAAGAACCAAGGUUCCAAGCUGCUGUGAGGGCCAUGUAA
Messenger RNA from Ilex paraguariensis (yerba mate), 582 nucleotides. NCBI's taxonomy places the organism in Eukaryota, Viridiplantae, Streptophyta, Magnoliopsida, Aquifoliales, Aquifoliaceae. The record is from the annotation of a GenBank genome assembly.